UAAAACGCGACGGUGUGAACGCGGAACGUGACGACGUUGUAAACAUGGAGGUUUUUGUUGUUUCUCCGUCUUUAAGGUUUAUUAACUGUUCUGUUCCCGACCAGUCGACGGUCAGUAAGCUGAUAGGAUUGUUCAGUCCCGGAGAGGGCCUGUGUUGUGCUGAUUUUUACGUGAAGAACAAUGGCCGAAUAUUGGAUGGUGAAGAAAGACUGCAAGCUGGAGGGAUUUAUCGCAUCGAGCCUCGUUUAUAUGGUGGCAAAGGAGGUUUCGGCUCCAUGCUGCGAGCUCUUGGGGCGCAGAUCGAGAAAACCACCAAUCGGGAGGCCUGCAGAGAUCUGAGUGGGCGGAGACUCCGAGAUGUCAAUCACGAAAAAGAGAUGGCGGAGUGGCUGAAGAAGCAGGCCGACCGUGACGCAGAGAAGGAGCAGCGGCGUCUGGAGAGGAUUCAACGCAAGCUGGCUGAGCCCAAACACCAUUUCGCCGACAAAAAGUAUGAGCAGCAGUGUCACGACCUCUCUGAAAGGCUGGAGGACUCUGUGCUCAAAGGCAUGCAGGCUUCAUCCAGCAGCAUGGUCCGGGUAGACGAAAAGCUGCAACGCAAACGCCCGGCUACAAAGGACAGCGACACAUCUUCAAAAAAGAAAUGCUUUUGGACUGGCCUUGAGGACCUCGAGGACGUGGACAGCUCAGAUGAAGAUAGUGAUGAGAGCGAAUCUGAAGCUUCUUCCUCUUCCGCUUCUUCUGGGGCUGGUCCUUCCUGCAGCUCCCAGCCAGCUGCAGUACCGAUAACAGCAACCAGGGAACAGGAGAAAUUUGAGUUUCAGGACCGACCCAGCAGCAGCAGCAGCAGUGACAGCAGUUCCAACGCCGCCUCAGCUCCCUGCUCUCCGUCUCCCAGCCAGGACAAAACAGAAGAAAAAGAGGAACCUGGAAAAAUGGAGCACAGUGAAAAUGAAGAGAACAAACAGACUGUCAGCGUUCAACAGGAAGCUGAGAAGGACGUAAUUGUCGAGACAAAAGACACACAGCCAGUUCAGCCAGAGGACACAGAGACAGCGUUAGACCUGAUGUCUGGUAGCAUGGUGGAAGAGCUGGAAGCUCUGGGUCUGGAGCGGUUGAAGGCUGAGCUGAUGAAGCGAGGGAUGAAGUGUGGAGGGACGCUGCAAGAGCGUGCUGCCCGCCUCUACUCCGUCAGAGGACUGAGUGAUGAUCAGAUUGACGCGGCGCUCUUAGCCAAACCCAGCAAGGGCAAGAAAAAAUAAGCAGGACUUUUUUUUUUUUUUUUUUUGGUUACUUUAAAUAUAUAUAAUCUCCUUUUAUAAGUUUAUAUUCAGUUAAAUAUAACUGUCAUUUCCUUGUUCACAUUAAAGCAGAACGGAAAAGAGAUUUCUAGACUGUUGUUAGGUGCCUUUUAAGAGUGUUUGAAGAAUUUACUUUGAAAUUUGUACAAAAGAGAAUCAUUUUAACAUUAAAGAGAAAUAAAAUAACGAGUGGUUCUUGUGGGGGUUUUUGUGCCUAUGGAUUUGAUUUAUUUUUUGUUAAUGUACUCUUGAUUUGCCUUAUUAAAAUACACUUGUAUGUAA
This is a messenger RNA of Tachysurus vachellii, 1583 nucleotides long. It is a transcript of the gene sde2, whose product is annotated as SDE2 telomere maintenance homolog (S. pombe). The record is from RefSeq and is a predicted model, not a curated record. Gene Ontology annotation, cellular component: nucleus. The transcript is spliced from 7 exons. Bases 45 to 1262 code for a protein of 405 amino acids. NCBI's taxonomy places the organism in Eukaryota, Metazoa, Chordata, Actinopteri, Siluriformes, Bagridae.